Molecule: messenger RNA, 514 nt
Organism: Lagopus leucura (white-tailed ptarmigan)
Lineage: Eukaryota; Metazoa; Chordata; Aves; Galliformes; Phasianidae
Product: glutathione S-transferase
Exons: 4
Coding region: 59-499 (146 amino acids)
Biological process (GO): xenobiotic metabolic process; glutathione metabolic process
Molecular function (GO): glutathione transferase activity
Source: RefSeq, a predicted model, not a curated record
CUUGAUUUGUGAUAGUUCUUCUUUAUUAUAGGCAGCAGGAAAUCAGAUACGUGGAAACAUGUCUGGGAAGCCAGUUCUGCACUAUGCUAACGCACGAGGCCGAAUGGAACCAAUAAGGUGGCUGCUAGCGGCUGCUGGAGUUGAGUUUGAAGAAAAAUUUCUGGAAAAAAAGGAAGAUCUCCAAAAGUUAAGGACAGAUGGAUCCCUGCUGUUCCAGCAAGUGCCCAUGGUGGAGAUUGAUGGGAUGAAGUUGGUGCAGACCAGAGCCAUCCUCAACUACAUAGCAGGGAAAUACAAUCUCUAUGGGAAGGACCUGAAGGAGAGAGCCCUAAUUGACAUGUAUGCGGAAGGAUUGGCAGAUCUGUAUGAGUUAAUCAUGAUGAACGUUGUCCAACCAGCAGAUAAAAAGGGGGAACAUCUUGCUAAUGCUUUGGACAAGGCUGCAAACAGAUAUUUACCAGUCUUCGAGAAGGUGCGUGGCAAAAAUUUAGUAGCUUAAUUAAUAUUGUUUUCC